AUGCUAGCCAUUCCGAACAAGUCUCGUUGUCGUCAAUCGCUAAGCCGCCGGAAACUCCCGUGUCCUCAUCUAUAUCUGAAGCACGGCGUGCUCCUGGGACCAAGCUCACGCGCUCAUCUUCCAUCGAAGAAAUAUUCAAGUCAGUCGAUCAAUGAUUCCGGCUUUUCUCCCCUGUUCACUUCAUCUCCGCUCAGGGAUUCUUUUGAUCAAGGAAAAAAGAUCGCAAAGACCAAGCAACAAACGACUAACAAGACAUUCGACGCGCGCAAGCAACAUGCAACACAUCAGGCCGACAUCAAAGGGCCGGCAUCUGCUUCGACGCCUGUCGGUGAUCAUCUGGUUCUAGAGACUUCUGGCAAAAGCUCUCGAAUAACAAGCUCAAGUGUUCUGGAACUUGAUAUAGCUAGACGUGUUGCCAACCAUGCUAGUAAGAGUCGACAACCGAAAGUGCACAAAGCUUCGGCUCUCGGUAAUACACCAUCUUCCCUUUCUCUCAACUUUAUACCUGUAGUCCAAAAUUCGUCUUCACCGCGACUCUCGACUGUGAACAAGAGACGGAACAACGUCAGUAAAUCUGAAUCUGCCAAAGCGGGGAAGGCCGCUAAAAGUGAGAAGAUAAAAAUGUCUCCCGCGGAAUUGGCUGUACAUCUCAUGGAGAACCAAAAACUUUUGGAUGCCGACCCCAAGAAGAAGAAAGUCACCAAAUUCUUGACUGGAAUGAACAUAUAUUUUUGUGGCGGAGACCGAGAACAUGCUUUAGAAAGAACUCAGAGUUGCAUGAAAAUAUUAGUGAAAUUUGGCGCCAAUUUACAGCCACACUUCGAUCCCAAUAUUGUUACGCACAUCAUUGUUUCCCCUACGUGCUCGUUGGGAACAUUACUUAGCAAAUGUGGACUACGCAGGAUAAGUGACAUCCCUGACCAUGUCCCAACCUUGAAAUGGGACUGGGUCUCUCGCUGCAUUGGAACAGCCGAGAAAGGGCCUAACCGCAACGUAAGAUUACCGUCAUAUGAUCGUUUUCCAGCCUACUAUGAGCGGUUUCAUGCUGGCCUUGAAGGCUACACUGCAUCAGGCGAAAAGAUCGGUCAAGCACCAUCGAAACGUCCCAUGAACCGAGAAGCCGUGCAUGAUUCAGAAUCAGAAGAUGAAGCGGAAUUGUCCGAGGAUGAAGUGAAGGACACUACUCCUGCUUCCAAGCUCUGUGUCUCGGUCUCGAAACCUUUCAAGGUGUCGAAAGACGAUCCUCUUGCGGAAUAUUAUGACCAGGCAAGAGCCGAGCAUGAGAAUCAGGUUAGCCCAGGACACGAUCAGCUCGAAACGGAUACGGAGUCGGAUCAUAAACCUGCUCGACCGAUGAAACGGGGUUAUGCCUGCGAUGAUAAAGGGAUGCAAGUGAGACAAAAUUGUCCUAACCAAGACGUCGUCGAUCUGCUUUCCGAACUUAAGGACCUUCAUGCGGCGAAAGCAGGGCCUGAUGAACACUGGAGAGUCCUAACUUACAACAGAGCAAUUUCGGUUAUACGCGCGUAUCCUAAGCGUAUGCAGAGCAUGAAUGAAAUACUUUCUCUUCGAGGCAUUGGUCAGAAAACCGGACAGAAGAUCUCGGAGAUCUUGGCAACAGGACGUCUUCAGAGAAUUAAAUAUGAAACGACGGACGAAGUCCUUGUGUCUCGUAUCUUUCAGGGUAUCUACGGUGUUGGCCGCACGAUCUCUCUGCGAUGGUACGCUGCGGGAUGUCGUUCCCUGGACGAUCUCAGGACGGAGAAAUACCGGUCUCUGCUAUCUGACGUUCAAAGGAUCGGCCUCGAAUAUUAUGGCGACAUCAAUAGCCGCAUGCCCCGCGAAGAAGCGAAAGCACUGUUUGACUUAAUCAAGCCCAUAGCAUUAUCCAUUGAUCCUAAUCUCUUUGUCGAGAUCAUGGGGAGUUAUCGACGAGGAAAGGCGGAUUGUGGCGACAUCGACAUCAUGAUCACUAGGUGUCCUGACGACGGCACGACGCAUGCUGGUGUGCUCGGCAAGUUGCUAAAGAAACUCCAUGAAGCAGAUAUAGUAACGGAGGAUUUGGCGCUUCCGGAAAGCACUUACGAUCUAGAGGCGAUUUAUCGUGGUCUUUGUCAGCUUCCACAAAAAGGUUCGCGUCGAAGACGUAUCGAUUUUUUGACUAUCCCUUGGAAUUCAAGAGGUGCAGCCCUACUUUAUUACACAGGAGAUGAUAUUUUCAACCGGGCUAUGCGGCUCAAGGCCAAUCGGAUGGGAUAUUCUCUGAACCAGAGGGGUUUGUGGGAGGGGGUGGUACGUGAUCCAAGCAACCGCACGAAAAAGUUGAACACCGGUUCCAUAAAGGCAUCGGAGACCGAGGAAGAAAUUUUUAAGAUCUUAAAUGUGCCAUACCAGGAGCCCUACGAGAGAGUCCGGAAUUUUGCUUAA
Messenger RNA from Guyanagaster necrorhizus, 2427 nucleotides. RefSeq lists its product as uncharacterized. The transcript is spliced from 15 exons. Gene Ontology annotation, biological process: double-strand break repair via nonhomologous end joining. The record is from RefSeq and is a predicted model, not a curated record. Bases 1 to 2427 code for a protein of 808 amino acids. Lineage: Eukaryota; Fungi; Basidiomycota; Agaricomycetes; Agaricales; Physalacriaceae. Gene Ontology annotation, cellular component: nucleus. Gene Ontology annotation, molecular function: DNA binding; DNA-directed DNA polymerase activity.